This is a messenger RNA of Symbiodinium pilosum, 789 nucleotides long. The record is from the annotation of a GenBank genome assembly. Lineage: Eukaryota; Dinophyceae; Suessiales; Symbiodiniaceae.
AUGUUUGCUAGCAAAAGGGAGAAGCCAAAUCGCGAAAUCGCUGAAAAAGGUCUCCGAGCCACAUUUGCACGCUUGGCUGCUGAGCGGCUGGGCCUGCCGACAGAGGCGCCUGCAGCUUCGCCAUCAGUUGGUUCUGCGCCGGCUGUGGUGACUGUGGGGGAGGGCUGUACUGAGAGACGGGUGCCGGUGUCCUUUGUCCGGCAGCGAGUCAUGAAGCGACUUAAAGAGACACAGAACACCGCGGCGCUGCUGUCCACGUUCCAGGAGGUGGACAUGACUGCCGCGCUGAGGCUGCGCUCCAAGUACAAGGACAUGUUCCAGAAGCUUCAUGGACCACAGCUCGGAGUGCUGUCGCUCAUCAUAAAGGCCAGUUGUUUGACGAUGGCCGAGGUACCGGGUGUCAACGCGAUCAUCGACGACGGGACCAAGGAGACAGUUUGGCGAGACUACGUGGACAUCAGCAUCCCGAUUCCCAGUCCACGCGGAAUUAUUGCCUGUACUUUGAAAGACGCCCAGUCCAUGUCGAUCCGGGACAUGGAGCACGAGCUUGCAGGGUUGACAGAUCGAGCUGCACGGGACGAGCUUUGCGUCGAUGAUCUGAGCUCGUCGACCUUUGGCAUUGUGGAUGCGGGCAUUGCGGGAGGAAUGCUUGGCACCGGAAUCAUAAACUAUCCGCAGAGUGCGUCCAUGGGCACCAAUGCCGUCAAGAGACGGGUGGCCGUUGUGGACGGCAAGGUUGAAGCUCGGCCGAUCAUGUUCACUUCCUUGACAUACGACCACCGGUUGGUU